Messenger RNA from Punica granatum (pomegranate), 850 nucleotides. The record is from RefSeq and is a predicted model, not a curated record. Lineage: Eukaryota; Viridiplantae; Streptophyta; Magnoliopsida; Myrtales; Lythraceae.
AAGAAGAGAUCUAAACCACAUCGCAAAGGAAAUUAAACCCUUUCUGUUCUCUCUCUCUCUCUCCCUCCCUCUCUCAAAAAUUAACAAGAAAAUGGACAUUGUCAAGCCACUUAAUGGCAGCAUAAAGAGAUACUGGAGGAGGAAGAAGUACAAGCGGCUUCAUGCCGAGGUCGCGCACCAGAAGAGAGUGCAAGUCAUGAGGUUCGGUAGAGGCAGCUCACGACGGUUUUGGAAGAUCAGGAUCGUCCCGAAGCUGCAGUGGAGGAUUCCUUCUCCUUUGAAGCUGCUCACGAGGCUGAGGAAUGCUUAUGUUAAGAUGAUGUUCAGCUUGGCCGGUAACGUCGGGUCAUUGAACACGAACAGUGUUUUCGGGGCCAAGAGGAUUCCCAAGGCAAGGCAGGCCCCAGUGGUUUACUCAGCCGACGAAAUUGAGAAUAGGCUGGUUUAUGAGAUUUACUUGGCCUUGAAAGCUUCCCGGGACUUAGCAGUAGCUCCUAUGUCCUAGAAGGAAUAUAUUUAAUUUCAGCCUCUCUCUCUCUCUCUCUCUCUCUCUCUCUCUACGUACAUAUAUUCUGUUUAUAUAUGUAUGCUUAGACGAUCAAGUGUUCAAUUAUAAUUUUUCCCUCAUAUAACAUAUAUAUAUUUGUCCCUUAAUUCUCGUGAUACAUCUUAUUCUUUGCCCUGAAGAAAAUUCAUACUUAGAGUUUGCUUCUGAGAAAAUCUCAAGAAAGCCAUGACUGUUUUCUAUGGUCUGUGUUCCUGUAAUAUAUAUAUAUAUACACACACAGUAUGUCUCAAUCCCCACAAGAAAUUGAGGUUAAAUCUUAUAAAUUUAGUUGGCGUUAUGUAA